Plodia interpunctella (Indianmeal moth) is the source of this 1770-nucleotide messenger RNA. It is a transcript of the gene SoxB3, whose product is annotated as transcription factor sox-3-like. Lineage: Eukaryota; Metazoa; Arthropoda; Insecta; Lepidoptera; Pyralidae. The record is from RefSeq and is a predicted model, not a curated record. Gene Ontology annotation, molecular function: RNA polymerase II cis-regulatory region sequence-specific DNA binding; DNA-binding transcription factor activity, RNA polymerase II-specific. The transcript has a single exon. The coding region runs from base 163 to 828 and encodes 221 amino acids. Gene Ontology annotation, biological process: anatomical structure morphogenesis; regulation of DNA-templated transcription; cell differentiation.
UUGGCUGCAAAACUGACAGUGCGCGCUGGUCCUCCUUCAGCUGUAGUCGACAACGCAGCUGGAAAACAAACCAAAAUUGACAACAUCAAUAAUUAUGAUUCUGUAAAUAAUUGUGCUUGUAAACCUGUAAAUACUACAUUGAAGUAAGAAUGUAAAGGAGUUAUGGCAUUUCUAGAAACGACUCAAGUGAAACCGCUUCAAAAACUGACAAGACACUCAAAUCCGUAUCACAUAAAGCGACCAAUGAACGCGUUCAUGGUAUGGUCGAGGUUACAGAGGAAGAAGAUAUCAAUGAUGAACCCGAAGCUCCACAACUCGGAGAUAUCGAAGCGGCUAGGACUGGAGUGGAAGAGUUUGGACGAAGCAGAGAAAAGACCAUUCAUUGACGAAGCAAAACGGUUAAGAAUAAAACACAUGCAAGACUACCCAGACUAUAAAUACCGUCCGCGGAGGAAGAACCGAUUAGACACACCAUUCACAAAUCCUGCAAUUUACACAACAAGGGAAACUUUCGUCGAAGUCGAGCCAAGAGCAGAGCAGAAUUACCAAAUCCCGUUAAGCUAUUCUGAGCCAUAUGUAUAUAAUAAUAUGAUUAGUUAUUCAGUGCCGUCAAUACCUCAAGCCACGUAUGUUCCUACCUCGUUAAGGCCGAAGGAAGAAGCUAUGCCAAGCCUUGACUUGAGGCCUCUGCCUUCAAUUGAAAGUAUAUCACCGAGGCCUUUUGCAGUUGUCAAUCAACAAAUGAUGGUGAAAGCUUAUCAAGACCUUCAUUACGUGCCUGGUGAUGUUCCAAGGAUCUCCUAUCAUUAUCCUUUUGGAGUACAAUAACAUACUAAAAGAAUAGGUUAUUUAGUUAUCCAGCUAACCUAUUAUUGUUAUAAUUACAGUGUAUGACCUCAAGUAUGAUCAAAUCAUUUGAGGUUAUAACAUUAUAUUAAGCUCAGUCAUAGCAAUUUACAUAACAAUUUGGUAGUAUAAUACAAGUGUAAAUAAAUAAAACUGAAAUCGUAUUUUAAUCGAAAUAUAACUAGCAAGACCUGUGAGUAUAAGUCCAUUUUCUUCUACCUAUAAGGUGACCUUUGUAAGGUGAGUUUUUGAACUCCUACUGAUAUAAAAGAAGCUGCUAAAUGAGGAAUAGAAAAUGCGAUAAAAGUAGUUUACGAAUAAAUUACCAAAUAUAUGAAAUGCGGUGUUAUACAGGUAUUAAAACUCCAUCUUUCACCUAAAGGAACUCAUAUCUAAAUAGUACCGAAAUGGUUGAACCUUUUUCAGAUGACAUAAAAAAUAUUUUCCAUCCGUUUUAGAACAGUUCGGAUAACGAAACGACGAAAUUACGUCGGAAGUUGAGAAAUAAUGUAAUGUCGAUGACUGUACACUUCCAGAAUGUACACUCGGCAGCAGAUUGAUGAUGCUUGUCACGAAAUGUAAUUGAUUUGGAUGUUUGCCCAAAGGGUGCUUAGGGGACAAUAUUUUUGGGGAUGACUAUAUUAUCUCCAAUCUCGAUUGUAAUAACCUGAUUGUCAUCUUGAGUGUUUUUUUGUAAUUUAAAAUUGGAGAUAACUAAUUUGGUCAUGGCAGAAGGGAUUAAUCUUAGUGCUAGAUUAAUGGAGACAGUGCGAUUGAGAAAGCAAGCGAGAAAACGCUCAGGUGAGACAGAGAGAGUGACCAAUUUCUAUGGUAAUAAAUAAAUCAAUGUGUAAUGACAAUUAAAAUGCAAAUAUUAAUGUAAUUAUUAGGGAAUCCAAAAAUACAAUUAAAUUGUUUUAUACU